AUGUACAAGCAAGCAACACAGAAGACGGGCGAGGUGCUGUCACUGCCUCCGAGAUGGCUGGGCAUGUACUCGGACUUCAUCACCAAAAACAGCAGCGCUGUGACGCAGAUUGAGUCUGCGCUGCGUUCGCUGACAUAUAUCAUUCCGGGACGCUUCCGGGAAUCCGAAAUCGCAUCAGAGUCUCUUCACAGCGGCGUCCAGGUCCUUUCCCUAUACCACGACUCUCUCCUCUCCAAAGCCAUGGCGCAGAUGCCAGGGACGCGACGACACCCUGUCACCCCGCACCAUCGAUACACCAAGUUCUGGACACAACACUCGCCCACGUAUAAGCGAAUCGCGCUAGUACUCCAGAUGAUUCAAUACACCGAGUUGCUAUGGGAGAUGGCAGCCAAGAGGAAGGGCGAGAAGGUGCGAUGGCGGGUCGUAGUGUUGCUGGAGGUGGUAAAGGCAGUAUGCCGAUUGCUGCUGCUCCGUCUGACAAACUCCCGUCCUCUCCUAUCCCCCCCGCUCCCUCAGCGGGAAAUUGACCCCAGCUCGCUUGAGGAGUCGUCGGCGUCGGCGGAUGGCAUGGAUACACCACCAAGCGAGCGUUCGGUCGAGGCUGAGAACUGGGCAAUGCCCAGGACUGGUCUAUCGAUGCCUAGCUUGCCAGAUUCUUCGGACAUUUCGAGUUACCUCCUCUCAAAGGUACUUACAGCGGACGACAUCAAACCACCCAAGGCGCUUCUGCACCGAGUGAGUGGAAAGGGCGAGCUUGCCGAGGUACUUUACAUUCUGCGACCCGUUGCCUACGCCUUGGCUAUGCAGCACUUUAGCGGUGACAGGAAGAGCUGGCGGCCGUGGUUGAUUGGCGUGAGCAUCGAGUACGGUGCACGCCAACUAGCCAAGAAGGAUUUCCAGGAGCGCUUGGCUGGAGGACUCCGUGGUUUGACUGGCCUUGAGAAAGAAGAGCUACGUAAGCGGGGCUGGUCCAUGGGUUGGUGGGCUAUGCGCGGCGCAUUCUACGAGAACAUCACCAAGGCCUGGAUCCACUCGAUAACCUCCAAGCUCAAGGGCAAGCCUCUUCUUGACAUGGUUGGUGGUGUUAUCGAAGACUACGAGUUCCUCUGGGAUCAGUACUACUUCCCCACUGCUACUCUGUGA
Messenger RNA from Bipolaris oryzae ATCC 44560, 1143 nucleotides. RefSeq lists its product as uncharacterized. Lineage: Eukaryota; Fungi; Ascomycota; Dothideomycetes; Pleosporales; Pleosporaceae. Gene Ontology annotation, biological process: peroxisome organization. The coding region runs from base 1 to 1143 and encodes 380 amino acids. Gene Ontology annotation, cellular component: peroxisomal membrane. The transcript is spliced from 4 exons. The record is from RefSeq and is a predicted model, not a curated record.